Sabethes cyaneus is the source of this 496-nucleotide messenger RNA. RefSeq names its product ubiquitin-like protein 4A-B. The transcript has 2 exons. NCBI's taxonomy places the organism in Eukaryota, Metazoa, Arthropoda, Insecta, Diptera, Culicidae. The coding region runs from base 73 to 474 and encodes 133 amino acids. The record is from RefSeq and is a predicted model, not a curated record. Gene Ontology annotation, molecular function: protein binding. Gene Ontology annotation, biological process: post-translational protein targeting to endoplasmic reticulum membrane.
UACCGUGUUUACCCAAUUUUCCUAAAAAUCUUAAAAUAUUUUAAAAGUUUUAAAACUACCACCCCCUUUAAGAUGAAGCUGAUAAUUAAAAUUCUUAAAGGAGACGAGUAUAUCAUUGAGGCUAUGGAAGAUGCCACCGUGCUCGACGUUAAAAUUGAACUGGAGAAAAAAAGUUCGGUUCCCGUCGAACACCAAAAGCUACUGUUGGUCGGAAAAACACUGGCAGAUGAAAAACCAGUUGCCUCCUACGGUAGCAUUAAAGACGGUACCAAGCUGACCCUUGUAAUUAAGAAACCCGACUCGCUACGGGAAGCCAUGCUGAGACAUUUCAAAAAGUACCUCCAGGAAGAACAGUCUCAACGAGUAACUAGUGAGUUUAUGAAGGAUUUCGACAGUAAAAUACAACAGCUCAGUUUGGACGACUUGGAAAAAAUUGCAAGUGAUAUCCUGGCCAAAAAGGGCCAACGGGUGUGAUUGUAAUAAAAACUAAUUUGGU